Molecule: messenger RNA, 3211 nt
Organism: Condylura cristata (star-nosed mole)
Lineage: Eukaryota; Metazoa; Chordata; Mammalia; Eulipotyphla; Talpidae
Gene: EFS
Product: embryonal Fyn-associated substrate
Exons: 6
Coding region: 1368-3002 (544 amino acids)
Biological process (GO): cell surface receptor protein tyrosine kinase signaling pathway; cell migration
Cellular component (GO): plasma membrane; focal adhesion; cytoplasm
Molecular function (GO): protein binding
Source: RefSeq, a predicted model, not a curated record
UCCUGGCUGGGGAUUGAACUCAUGCAGCAGUGACUGAUGAUAGCUUGAUAGUGCCGAGACUUAACCCCUGCACGCCAGGGAGGCCUCGAAGCAGAAUACAAUUUUGACAUUGUGACUGGUUUAAAAUGGAUUCCACCAAGGAAUCCAAAGCAUCAAGGAACCAGAUACCUGUGAAAUAUUAGCAAAAGAAAAUUGAUUGUAGUGAGGCCUUCGUAUUGUUUGACUUAACCAUCAUUACUAGUAUAAGAAAAAGAGUAGUCCUGAUGUUUGUGAUUGCAGAGAGCUGUCAGAUUGAGCCUGCAGGCUCUCAAAUCAAACAACAAAUCACAUUCUACCAACUAUUUAAACUAUGUGUCACUGGGCAAAGUGCUAACCCCUCUGUUCCAGUUUCCUUGCCCAGUGGGGAUAAAGAUGGCCUCUCCCUCAUAAGGUGGUUGUGAGGAUUAAAUGUGAUGAGAUGAUUGAGGCAAGACUUGCAUAGAGUCUGGAUAUAUAAGUUGCACCUAUAUCAGUGAUUUUUUUUCUUUUACCUGAGCAUGUGACUCUGGAAGGAAAAAGCUUACAUAUCCCUACCAGAUGAGACCAGAAACAAGCUGAUGUCCAACAGAGAGCACCCCCACCCCCCACCUCUUCCCUUCAUGAGUACUGAAGCGCAUACGUUUUCCUCUUCUCCAUGGUAACCUCAGCCUCUUCUAAUAGAAACUUAUUUGUUCAGACUGAAAACAAAACCUUUGUUUUGGCUUCUUCUGUAUUACGCCUAGGUACUUAUCUGGGCUGAACUUCUAGUUUCUCAGAACAAGAGAUCUCUGCUGCUGCUUCAUCUAACCUUUUGCUAAUAGGGGAUGCUGACUGGGAAACAGAUUCAAGAGAUUCUCUGGGCGAAUCUUAGCACCUUUCCCUCGUGUUCGUGAGAUUUUGGAGGAAAUUUAUUCAACGUGUGUUUAUUCAGAACAGAUUCCUACUCAGGCACCACUGCUAAGGCUAGGGAUAAGGCAACCCUUGUUCUCACAGGGUUUUACAGCGUAAGGAAAGAAAAAUCAGUAACAAAAGAGUAAACAGUAGAAAAUAUUGUGACGGAAAUUAGGUGUAGACACAGAAUGGGGUGGGGAAGAAAAGACCUCUUUGAGGACUUUGAAGCAGAACUGAAGGGUGAAAAAGAGUGAGUCAGAUGAGGAGUCAGUCAAGGAGCAUUCUGGGUAAGGGAACUAAUAAGUGCAAAGGCCCUGAGGGGUCCGGGGGGAAACUUGGCUUGUUCGAGGGAGGCCAGUGCAGGGAAUGAAGCUAGAAACAGGAAGGUCGACUGAGAAUUCAGGUCUUCACUUGAAGGCAAUGGGAAGCUCUAUAGAGUGUUUCGAGCAGGGCGUGACAUGACCCGAGAUGUGUGUGAAGACCCUCUCCCCACUCCCACCUCAUCCACCAGGCCCAGCUGGCCCGGGCCCUCUACGACAACACCGCCGAGUCCCCCCAGGAGCUGUCCUUCCGCCGAGGGGACGUUCUACGGAGUGAAGCUCCUUCCUGCUGGUCCAGCACCCAAGCCCAGCCUCUCCCAGGUGCCCCCAGCCCAGCCUGGCUCGCCACAUCCAGCCCCCGAGCACAGCAAUGAGGACCAGGAGGUGUAUGUGGUGCCGCCCCCAGCUCAGCCCUGUCCUACCACAGGACCUUCAGGUGGAUCCUGCCCACCCUCCCCUGACCCCAUCUACAAAGUUCCCAGAGGCACCGGGACCCAGCUGACUGCUCCUGGGGACACCUUGGAGGUCUAUGACGUGCCCCCCACCGCCCUCCGAGUUCCCGCCAGUGGCCCCUAUGACUCCCCUGCCUCCUUUUCCCGUGCUCUGGCCCGACUUACGCUGCAGUCACCUGGAGAGGACGAGGCUCCCUAUGAUGUACCUCUGGCCCCAAAGCCGCCUUCUGAACCGGAGCCAGAUCUGGAGUGUGAGGGAGACCGGGAGCCAGGACCACCCCUCUACGCUGCCCCCUCCAACCUGAAACGGGCAUCAGCCCUGCUCAAUCUCUAUGAAGCACCGGAGGAACUGCUCACAGAGGGAGAGGGCAGUGGCACUGAGGAGGGCAUCUACGAUGUGCCCCUGCUGGGGCCAGAGGCGCCUCCUCCUCCAGAGUCCCCAGGAACCUCCACCUCCAGUGACCUGGACACCCUGGCCCUGCUUCUGGCCAGAAGCCCCCCACCCACACACAGGCCCCGGUUGCCCUCGGCUGAGAGUCUGUCCCGCCGCCCCCUGCCUGCCCUUCCUGUCCCUGAGGCGCCCAGUCCCUCUCCAGCUCCCUCUCCUGCUCCAGGCCGGAAGGGCAGCAUCCAAGACCGGCCUCUGCCCCCGCCUCCACCCCGCCUGCCUGGCUAUGGAGGCCCCAAAGCUGAAGGGGACCCAGAGGGUGGGGAGGUGGAGGAGAGUCCAGCAGGACACCACAAUGAGUAUGAGGGCAUCCCGCUGGCCGAAGAAUAUGACUAUGUCCACCUAAAGGGCAUGGAUAAAGCUCAGGGACCUAAGCCUCUGGAUAAGGCCAUCCCAGGGGAUCCUGAACUGCUGGAGAGGGGGCUCCCGGAGCAGCAGAAAGCCCUGUCCCCAGGGGAGCCGCUGGUGCUGCCCACCGGAGAUCUCCAGCUCCUGCACUUCUAUGCCGGCCAGUGCCAGAACCACUACUCGGUGCUACAGGCAGCCGUGGCGGCCCUGAUGUCCAGCACCCGGGCCAACGAGCCCCCACGCCUCUUUGUGCCCCACAGCAAGCGGGUGGUGGUGGCCGCCCACCGCCUGGUCUUUGUUGGGGACACCUUGGGCCGGCUGGCAGCCUCUGCCCCUCUGCGAGCUCAGGUUGGGGCUGCAGGUACAGCGCUGGGCCAGGCACUGCGGGCCACUGUGCUGGCUGUGAAGGGCGCCGCCCUGGGCUACCCGUCCAGUCCUGCAGCCCAGGAAAUGGCGCAAUGUGUGGCAGAGCUGGCAGGGCGGGCCUUGCAGUUCACCACCUUGCUCACCAGCCUGGCCCCCUGAGGGUGCUAUGGCGCCCUCAGCCCUACACCUCCCUGCCAGAGUUCCCUGCCCCAGGCCCUAGGUGUCUGGAAGGCUCUGUUUCAGGGACCAGGGGAAGUGGAAGCAUCUCUCCCCCCUUCUGGUCAUCUCAGCCUCUCACAGAGGCAUCCCCCACCCCGCAGCUUUUUGUACGAGCCAUUUUGUAUAAAUUAUUUAUAUUUAAUACUAUU